Messenger RNA from Poecilia latipinna (sailfin molly), 6218 nucleotides. It is a transcript of the gene baiap3, whose product is annotated as BAI1 associated protein 3. Gene Ontology annotation, molecular function: SNARE binding. Lineage: Eukaryota; Metazoa; Chordata; Actinopteri; Cyprinodontiformes; Poeciliidae. Gene Ontology annotation, biological process: regulation of dense core granule exocytosis; positive regulation of neurotransmitter secretion. The record is from RefSeq and is a predicted model, not a curated record. Gene Ontology annotation, cellular component: plasma membrane; secretory vesicle; trans-Golgi network membrane. The transcript is spliced from 34 exons. The coding region runs from base 256 to 3786 and encodes 1176 amino acids.
UUGGCAUCGGGGGAGCGGAGGGGAAGCAUUUCGAGAGACUAAUAAGAGCUUUUGUCUGUCGUCUAUCUGAGGAAAAAGACCCAAACGUUGUUUUCUCAUAAGUUGACUGCGUCACGUUCACAGCAAGGAGCGACGUCCUGCUGCACCGAUCAGAGCUUUGAUUGUAAGAACUCUGACACACGCAACCUUUGCAAAAGAAAAAAAAUAUAUAUAUAUAUACCACACUGGAAAAACUGUCAAGAGACGCAGUGAAACAUGACGACACUGCUUGACCUGAAGAGUAGUGUGCUAAGGCAGGUCCAGAGGAGCCAGUCUCUGAGGACCCGGAGGGAGGCCCCGCCCACUGCCAGCAGUCCCCUCACACACUGUCCUCCUGAGCCCUUACCUCGCAGGAUUUCAGGUGAAAGUGCGGAGUUCUUUGAGCGUAUGAAUGCCAUCCUGCAGAAACAGGAGAACAUGACGCGGGCAGCCCAGGCUGAGUGCCAAAGAGGGCCGUGCACAAUGCCGCCACCACAAGAGCAUGUGGACCAGGCCUUUAUAUCCGAAAGAGUCAGCAGGACAGAGCUGGAUCUGCUUUAUGAGGAAGCUGUGUACACGGUGGUCAACAGGGUUGGUGUGCCUGCUCCAGAACAUGUGAAAAGUGACGACGAGCUGUUUGCUUACCUGCUGAAGGUGUUUGACAUGGGUGAUGAGGAACAUGAGAUCAUUCUUCAAAAAGUUCAAGAAUCAAAGCGAGCCAGUUUUUCCUUGAGAGUCUCUGUUAUGAAAGCAAAGAACCUGAUGGCCAAGGAUGCAAAUGGGUACAGUGACCCCUACUGCAUGCUGGGAAUCCUGGUGGGUCAGAGCCCCCGAGAAACUGAGGAGAAGAAGGAGAGAAAGUUCAGCUUCAGAAAGAGGAGGGAAAAGCUGGAGAAACGCUCUAGCACCAAAGAAGUCUUACCUGCCAGAUGCAUUCAGGUGACCGAAGUCAAGCCAGAGACUCUAAACCCAGUGUGGGAUCAACACUUUGUGUUUGAAAUAGACGAUGUUCACAAUGACCUCUUGCAUCUGGACAUAUGGGAUCAUGAUGAUGAUGUAUCUGUUGCAGAGGCCUGCAAAAAGCUCAAUGAAGUCAGUGGGCUUCGAGGAAUGGGCAGGUAUUUUAAGCAAAUAGCAAAGUCGGUGCGUUCCAACGGCUCAUCGUCAUCGGGGUCUGAGGAGAACGUUGACGACUUCCUCGGAUGCAUCAACAUUCCUUUGAAUGAAAUUCCUGUUGUCGGAUAUGACACCUGGUUUAAGCUGGAGCCGCGGUCAAGUGCAUCUAAAGUUCAGGGGGAAUGUCACCUCAUUCUGAAAGUCUUCACUAGCCAGAGAGACACGGCUUUAUCAAAGAGGGACACAAACUUCUCCAUUCACAAGAAACUUCUGAGUCAGAUUGUGGAGUACGAGCAUGCUCAAGUUAAGAGAGAGCCAUACAACUGGAAUGGACAGGUUUCUCCUCCAGCAUGGACUGUGCUAACUCACCAUGCUAUGCAAACUGAUCUCUCACCUCUGCAGCAGGCUAUUGUGCGCUGGCAGUGCUACAGCAACCAUCAUCGGAACCAGAGGCUGUGCUACUCCCUGCUGCUGCGCCUCCUGAGGACCAUCGAUGCAGAGUGGGACCCUCCCACCGUGAGGGGAGACCUGGAGAGGCAGCUAUCAGACAGCUUCAGACUGUACACAGAGCACUGCCUGUGCCUGAUGAAGAACAUGCGUCAGGUUUUCCCCUGCACAAGCGCUGCUGCCAUUACACGCUACGAGCUCAUGCUGAGGGGGAUUGGCUACAUGCAAAACAUGAGGGCAUUUAAGACUGUUUGUCCUCUCCGAAAUGAGCUUCAUUUGGACAUCACCACUGCUGUCAAGAAAGGAACGUCUGAGUGGUAUGAAAGCUUAAUUGCCCAGUACAAACCAGAGGAAGGGUCUCUGGAGGAGCAGCUGAAAAAAAUGGUUCAGGUGAUCGAUGCCGUUUGUGCAGACGUACAGCGAGGCCAAAACAUCUACAACAAACUCUUCUACAGUGCUGUGAAAGUAGAUUACUUCAGCAUAUCAUACAGGCAGCUGGAAAAACAGGUAGCAGAUGAUGUAAAUGUAGCAAUGGAGCGGGUCUGUGGCACUCUGGAGCAGGAGAGCUCCAGACUGACUCAGACUAUGGGGGAAACCAUCUUCGAACUCUUCAUGUCUUUGAAGAUCCUCAAGGGCUUUCGAGAGUUUCUUCCCCUCAAAGACGCCAAAAUGUUGGCCCUGACAGGCUUUCAUAACUGGUUCAAGUCGUCGAUUCAUAAGUUCCUGCAGAUUGUCCAUGACAGGUCCUGCGACAGAAUCCGCAAAGCCGUGGAAACGGAUCAGCUUCAGCCUGUGCAACAAGCCAAACACAGUUGCUCAGCAGUGGAAGUGACAGCUUGCUUCAGCCAGGUACGUGAGAUCUGGCUCCAGCUGUCCUGGCCAGACUCUGCGGGGGCCUUCAUCUUUGUCACUCGUCUGACAGACAACUUCUGCAGUGAAGCUGUUUGCUACUCGGAGAUGAUGACGCGCAAGAUUGAGAGGAACCAGCUGGCCCGAGACCACAAGAAUUUCACAGUGCAGCUCUGCAUCGGCCUGAACAACGUGGAGCACGUGCGUGCUUUCCUGGCUCACCUGCCUCGAGACCUGGACUGGCCCGGCGUGGAGCGGGCCAUGGAGGAGUCGUGUGGCGCGGAGGGGAAAGAGCAGGUGUACAAAGCCCUCAACGGGCAGCUGUUCAACAUGGACCUGGACCUGCAAAGAGAAGCCAAGCGCCUAAUCACGGUGCUCACCGACAAGAUGCUGCCUGAACUGCGACGGUACAUUCAGCACAUCAGCUUGUCUCCAGACUCCAUCAACAACGACGACGCCGUUUCCCCCCUCAUGAAGUACCUUCAAGACACGAUGGUCAUCCUGACGGCAAACCUUGUUAAGGAAAAUCAUACCAGAGUCCUGCAGAGCAUGUGGGAGCUGCUCCUGCGAAUGAUCCUGGACGCGGUCACAGAAAACAGGGGUGUUCAGGUGGAGUUCUACAACCGCUUCCAGUACACAGUUGAGACCCUGUUGCAGUUCUUCCACGUAAAGGGUGACGGUCUGGCCUUGGAAGACAUGAAAAGCGGAGACUAUAAGGUCUUGGAUGAAGAGCUCAGGCUAAACAAAUGUUCCUCCUUUGAUCUGAUCGAGCAGUACUACCUGGAGAAGAUUUCCCUCCAGAAAACACUCAAGCAUACGCCUUACGGUCGAAUCAGUGUGAAAUGCUACUACGACCCUCCAGAGCAGAGACUCACAGUGGAGAUUCUGCACGCUGCGGACAUUAUCGCAUUGGAUGCCAAUGGUCUUAGUGAUCCAUUUGUGAUUGUGGAGCUCUGUCCUCAUCACCUCUUUCCUGCAGCCAAGAGUCAACGCACUCAAGUGAAGCUAAAGACGCUGCAUCCAGUGUUCGAUGAACUGUUUUAUUUUCAUGUCAGUCCUGAACAGUACAGGCACAGGUACGCCUGUUUGACCUUCACUGUGAUGGACUACGACUGGCUGUCUACCAACGACUUUGCUGGAGAAGCCGUCGCUCCGCUCAGCGACUUCUGCUGGCCGGGGAGACCAAACGCGUCGGCCGCCGGAAAGAAUGUCCAGCCCGUCAUUCUGCACUUGUCCCGCAGCAAACCCAGUGAAAAGCCAAUCAUGAGGAUGCUGGAUGCUCGCACCGGAGACAGGGAGGCUCAGGAGUUCGUCCGCAGGCUGAAGGAGAUCGAGAAGUCGAUGGAGGAGGACUAAGAGCUGUUAGUAUUGGUUGUAUUCAUGUUUUUCUGAUCACAUCUUGCGACACGUGCUUUUGUACUUGUAACAAUGUUUACAAUAUUUACCCUUUCUUUUCCGAUGUAUUGUUGGCUCGGUAAUUAUACCAAAAUGAAAAGAACACGAGGAUGUUUUCUUACUGGAAGACGAACAUCCGGUCACUGUGCAACUCUAUGCUGUCUCAGUUUAACUAUAUUUUAGAAGUCAAUGGAUAGUUGAUACUGAAUGUUACUAGUCUAUAUUUUUUGUAAUGAAGUAACUGUUAUGUUUGUUGUAUAGUAUUUGAUAUGAUAGAUUUAACAUUUAAAAAGAAUAUUUUGUGGAAGUAGCCGACAUAUAGCUCUAAGUCUAAAUCUAUACCUCAGAUAUGCUUAUUGGUUACAGAGGUGUUUUCGUGGGGGUUCUUCACAGGUAAUGUGGAGUUCAGUUGAAUGGAAGCUUAUUUAGUGUGUUCACCUGCUACAGCAUCCAUCAUGAUUAGUGGCACCCCUGGAAAGGAUGUGUUAAUCUGUAGGGGGUUUGAUUUGUUUAAUUAUCACUCUUUCUAAAGAUAUGGGCAAGUUUAGACCAAGUUAUCCGUUUCCUCUACGACUAAAAUCACCACACAUCUGUUCAACCUGCAUGCCGACUCUCUUGUUUUUCUCCCUGCAAACUGUGGUAAGAAGAAGCAAAUCUGUAUGUCACAUCCUGUGUUAUACCAUAGGAAAACAAGAUGUUGCUUGACAUGCAAAUCCACCUUAAAGCAUUAAGUAUAAAUCGCAAAAAUGAUUGAAGUACAUAUAUUUUUUUACGGUGGAGUAAAAAUUACAAAUAAAAGGGGGAAAGUGAUGCCACGGAGGAGUAGGUUUCUACAAAGAUCUUUGUGAGAUCAAUUUCACAUGUUUACAAGAAAAUACUUAGAUAUUCUCUGAUGUUGAAAACUUCAGAGCUUUUUAUUUUUUUUUAAAGAUUUGGAGACUGUAAUGUCUGGAAAUAUUUUCUUUAAAUAUUUUAUCCAAGUUUUUUUUUUUUCUUGUAAAUUUGCGAAUAGCUCCCCCGUGGCCAAUUAUUUUAUGAAAUCUUACUUUUCAUAGGCAUUGUUCUUAGUGCAAAAAAUUGUGCCACAUUUCAUGUUAUUAAAAGGUAGGCUAGCAAAUUUUAUUUUAUUUUAUUUUAGUUUGGGGUUGUUGCAAAUCUCAGGGGUGCCAUUAAUUGUGGAAAGUGCUGGAUUAUUUAUUCUUUGACGCUUCUUAAUGUAAACAUAAUAAGACGUUAAUUGGAAGAAUGCAAUUUUAGGUAGUCUGAAAUUUUAAGCUUGUGGGCCAGUAUGAGGUCUGCAGCAACAAGGUCUAACAUUUCCUCGCAAACAAGUCACUGCGUGAUUUCAUUUAACUUUUCAUCACCUUGCAUUAACACGAAAGGUCACCGAAGAAACCAAUGACAAGAGACUUCAGUGUCAUGAAAACUUAGUCACCUACCUCUUUCUUUUUUCCUGUUUGCACAAGAGCAACAGGUUAACUGAAAGCUGUUUUAUGUUUGUUCAAAGCUUUAAUAUAAAGAAUAUCUAACCUGACUCUCAGCUAAUUAGUAAAAAAAACUUGAUGAAAUACUUGCCAAGUUAUAUAAAGUGACCCAGUGAGUUCAGAUCAUUUCAAGAAUAUUUUAUUUUGUUCAGAAUUGAACAAAUUAAUGAGCAGAUGAAUCUAAAGAGUUCAGGGAAUUCAUUUCUAGGACUGUCCUCCACUUUCUCUCUUUUUGUCCUUCACAUUUUUAUCCUGAUGGAGGCAAAAAGUACCGCGUCCUCGUUUCAGGAGUGCAUGCGUUUCAGAAACAUUUUAAAAGGAAAGCCAGGCUAAUUGGUUUGGAUUCGCACAUGUGGUGUUCAGAAUCCACCAGAAAACGACUUCAGGCAUCACGACGCCCGGGAUGUGAAAGCUUUAAAUCUGCGAAGGCCUUCGUUGAUGUUUUAAAUAUGAAUCUGUUCCACAGUUUGACGCUUUCUCCCUCAAGGUGAAGAGAAGUGAGGAUAAUGACACGUGCAGUGGUAUAAUUGCACUUGAGGGGAAAGGAAAAGUCCUACCUUUUGCAAGCAGCUCUCACUGGCCUGACAAGCAGAAUUAAGCUUGAGCUCCCAAAGCUCUGUGAGUGUAGCUGGAAGACUAGGACCUUAAUGCUGCUGCAAAAAGGAUGAGGGUCACACUUUGACCUGGACUCCAACCACUCUACCUUGUGAAAAAGAAAUUCCCAUUACAUGAUUAUGCAAAAAUAAAGAAUAUUAAACAGGCUUCAAAAAGCACAAAAUAUCCACGUCCGACUCUCAGUGUUGCUAUAGCAAGUCAAGAAAUGGCUCAGUAAAUAUUGAUUAGAUUAAUCCUAGCUUAGUUUGAAAUGUCUCAAUACAUAUGUUUACUUUAUUAAAGGGAUUAUGGAUU